Messenger RNA from Funneliformis geosporum, 216 nucleotides. The record is from the annotation of a GenBank genome assembly. Lineage: Eukaryota; Fungi; Glomeromycota; Glomeromycetes; Glomerales; Glomeraceae.
AUGAGUCAAAAUAAAUUAGGGAAAAUGUUACAUCAAAUUGCAAAUUUAACAGGUAUUAAUUUGUCUGAUGAUCGAAAAAUUGUUAACCAUAGUUGUCAUAGAACAGCAAUACAAAUGCUUAAAGAUGAAGAUAUUCCAGAAGAUGAAAUUAUGGAAUUUUCUGAUAUUGAAGAUAUUGAAGUGAAAGAAUUUGAAUAUUUUUCUGGAAAUUCAUGA